CUUGCAACAGUCCAGAGGUUGUUAACCGCUGACCCCUUGCUGGUGCACUCCUGCGAUGAGGACGGAUACACUCCACUGCAUCGUGCAGCAUACAGCGGCCACGUUGACGUGGUUUCUGCUUUGAUCGCCGCUGGGUCUAAGGUUAACCCCCGCACCCUUGAUGGCUGGACGCCACUUCACAGCGCCUGCCGCUGGAGCCGCGUCACAGUUGUGAGUUUCCUUCUGCAGCAUGGAGCCGAACUGAACGCCCAGACAAACGGUGGACUCACUGCACUACACCUGGCCGCCUCCAACACCACCCCCUUCAGAACAGACUCUCCUCACACGUUAGAGCUCCUCCUCUCUCAACGUCACCUGAAGCCAGGGCUCUGCAGCGGCAGCGGGGAGACGGCCAGUGAGGUCGCCCGCCGUACUGGCCCGCAUCACGUCCUGUUUGAGAUGUUCGAAGACUGUGUCAAUGUGGUACCAUCUCAUUAAUGAAAAACAGAUGUUUUUACCUUCUUCUCAUA
This is a messenger RNA of Anoplopoma fimbria (sablefish), 509 nucleotides long. RefSeq names its product ankyrin repeat domain-containing protein 49-like. The transcript has a single exon. Gene Ontology annotation, molecular function: protein binding. The annotation marks the transcript as partial. The record is from RefSeq and is a predicted model, not a curated record. NCBI's taxonomy places the organism in Eukaryota, Metazoa, Chordata, Actinopteri, Perciformes, Anoplopomatidae.